Messenger RNA from Prunus dulcis (almond), 594 nucleotides. RefSeq names its product stress-response A/B barrel domain-containing protein HS1-like. NCBI's taxonomy places the organism in Eukaryota, Viridiplantae, Streptophyta, Magnoliopsida, Rosales, Rosaceae. Gene Ontology annotation, biological process: pollen tube adhesion. The record is from RefSeq and is a predicted model, not a curated record. The transcript is spliced from 2 exons. The coding region runs from base 105 to 434 and encodes 109 amino acids.
UUGGCACGUUUUUUUCUUUUUCAUUAAGUAGGUGUGGAGUGGACUGCGGAGCGAGAAACAUUAGAAAAAGGAGAAGAUUCAGAAGACGGAAGAGAGAGAGAAAGAUGGAGGAAGCGAAGGGAGUGGUGAAGCAUGUAUUGUUAGCAAAGUUCAAAGAAGGAAUCUCAGAGAAUCAGAUUGAGGAACUCACCAAAGGCUAUGCAAAACUCGUCGAUCUCAUUGAACCCAUGAAGUCCUUCCACUGGGGAAAGGACGUGAGCAUCGAGAACCUGCAUCAAGGUUUCACCCAUAUCUUCGAGUCUACCUUUGAGAGUAUGGAGGGUGUGACGGAGUAUGUAGCUCAUCCUGCCCAUGUUGAUUUUGCAAAUUUGUUCCUUUCCCAUGUGGAGAAAGUCAUUGUGUUCGAUUACAAACCAACUAUGGUUCGUGUCUAAAUUGGAAGGCCUAUCAAAGGUGUCAUAUAUCAUGCUAUUGCUCUGAACGGAACUUAAUUUUCUCUGUAAGAGUUUGAUUUGGCUGUGUUCCUCUGAUUUACAAACACUCUGUAAAAUUCAAUAAUGAGAGAUGAGCUAAUGUUGUUCCACUUCCAAGUCA